Messenger RNA from Batrachochytrium dendrobatidis JAM81, 1611 nucleotides. RefSeq lists its product as uncharacterized. Lineage: Eukaryota; Fungi; Chytridiomycota; Chytridiomycetes; Rhizophydiales. Gene Ontology annotation, biological process: secondary metabolic process. The coding region runs from base 1 to 1611 and encodes 536 amino acids. Gene Ontology annotation, molecular function: CoA-ligase activity. The record is from RefSeq and is a predicted model, not a curated record. The transcript is spliced from 4 exons.
AUGAUCUUUAAAUCGCCCUUUCCAGACAUACAGAUUCCCGAAGUUGACAUACCUCAAUUUAUCUUUACGUCAAACAGAUUUGUUGCAAAUCUGGAUGCUCCUGCCCUGAUUGACGCAGUAACGGGGAGAUCUGUUUCCUUUAACUCGCUUCGUGAGACUUCCUACAAGUUUGCCAGAGGGCUUGUGGGAACUCUUGGAAUCGGAAAAGGCGAUGUUAUUGCAGUGAUGAGCAGUAAUAACUUGGAUUACUCGUCGGUGUUGUUUGGCUCGUUGCUAGCUGGUGCGUGUGUUACAACCAUCAACCCAUCGUACGUUUCUGAAGAAGUCUUAUUCCAGCUGCAAGACUCGAAGGCAUCGGUAUUUAUCAUGGAUGAAACGUGCUUGAAAAGCAGCAAAGAUGCUCUCUCUGGAAUCAGUCCCGAUAGGAUGUUUGUGCUUUCUGAUAACACGGUUGAAGGGGUUUCUUCAUUUCGAUGUUUGUUGAGUGAUACUGAAGUUGCACUGCCAUCGUUUACUGCUGAAGAGCUUUCUUGCUCGCCUGCCUAUCUGGCCUAUAGUUCUGGUACCACCGGCCAAAGCAAGGGUGUGAUACUUACACAUCGCAACAUCAUUGCCAAUGUGCUGCAGAUUCACGAAACGCUAGUAGUAGCACGUACAGGAGCAGACGAAGUCUGGCUUGGGCUUUUACCAUUCUUUCAUGUUUAUGCUCUUACAACAUCCCUUCAUUCGGCUGUUUACGAGGGUAUUCCAAUCAUAGUCAUGGCAUCAUUUGAUUUUGCUCUUCUUUUGAAAACCAUUCAAACAUACAAAGUAUCUACGGUCCACAUUGUUCCUCCGAUCGCUUUAGCUCUUGCAUACCAUCCUGCAGUGGACAUGUUUGAUUUAUCAUCUGUAAAAUAUAUCACUUCUGCUGCGUCGCCAUUGUCCAAAGAUAUCAUCGAGGCUUUGAUCAAUCGGCUUCAUACGUAUGUAAUACAAGGCUAUGGAUUAACAGAAACUAGUCCAGCAAUCUCGUUGGGAACAGCAUCAAUGACAAUACGCGAUUCGCAUGGAUACUUUUUAUCCAACAUCGAGGCUCGUGUUAUCGACACGGAAACAGGAAAAGAGCUAGGUGUUGGCGAGCAAGGAGAGUUGUGUGUCCGAGGUCCAAACGUCAUGAAAGGAUAUUUCAACAACCAUGAAGCCACUGCUGCUUCGAUUGAUUCGGAUGGGUAUUUCCAUACAGGUGAUGUUGCCAUUGUACACGAGUCGGGUGAAUUUACCGUUAUGAAUCGAAUCAAAGAGCUUAUCAAAUAUAUGGGAAUUCAAGUUGCACCUGCUGAAUUAGAGGAAAAACUGCUUCAGUAUCCAAAAAUUGCUGAUGCCGCAGUGAUUGGUCGACCUGAUGAGCUGUCGGGUGAAGUUCCUGUGGCCUAUGUGGUACUGAAGCCUGGUGUGACUUGCACCGAAGAUGAGAUCAAGUCGUUUAUUGCCAAGAAUGUUGCUUCUCAUAAACUCUUGCGUGGUGGUGUGGUGUUUAUUGAAAAAAUUCCCAGAGCUCCUACUGGUAAAUGUCUGCGUCGCAUUCUUCAACAGCAGGAUCUUGAAUACAUGGCCAAGGCUGAAGAAUAA